This is a messenger RNA of Pygoscelis adeliae (Adelie penguin), 5290 nucleotides long. RefSeq names its product BCL2-like 13 (apoptosis facilitator) (gene BCL2L13). Gene Ontology annotation, cellular component: mitochondrion. Gene Ontology annotation, biological process: apoptotic process; regulation of apoptotic process. The record is from RefSeq and is a predicted model, not a curated record. The transcript has 7 exons. Lineage: Eukaryota; Metazoa; Chordata; Aves; Sphenisciformes; Spheniscidae. The coding region runs from base 143 to 1558 and encodes 471 amino acids.
CAGAGUUGCUGAGCUAAGCAUGCUGAAAUUUUCGUGAAUUAGGCCUCACUGUUGCACAUGGAUCACUGUGCUGUCUUCCUCAGCUACCCAGAGAAAACCCUACGUGCCCCAUAAGAGCACUGCCACAUUGCAAGCCAACCCGAUGGCGUCCUCUACUGCUGUGCCUGUAGGAUUUCACUAUGAAACAAAAUACGUAGUUCUCAGCUACCUGGGACUUUUAUCACAAGAGAAGCCCCAGGAGCAUCAUCCUCCUUCAGCUCAAGGGACUCAACAACCGCUUAUGGCACAACAGGCUUUGGAGAAAGAGGCUUUGGAGAAGAUUAAGAUAGAAAUCGAGGAGGAGCUAAAACAUCUUGAUGAAGAAAUCUUGGAAGCAUUUACCACUACAGGAUUUGACUGCCACACUUCCCCAGUGUUCAGUCCUGCCAAUCCAGAGAGCUCAAUAGAAGACUGCCUGGCUCAUCUGGGGGAGAAAGUAUCCCAGGAAUUGAAAGAACAUCUGCACAAAGCACUGCAGAGCUUGCUUAGCAAGCCGGUGACAUACCAAGAAUAUCGAGAGCGCACACAAGAGACAGCUGCUCACGCCAGUGGAUGGAACAAGGUCUUGGUACCCCUGGUUCUGCUACAACAAUUUCUGAUGGAGUUAACCAGACAGGGCCAGGAACCACUGAGUGCACUUGUGAACUUCGGGGUGACAUAUCUAGAAGACUAUUCUGCAGACUAUAUCAUUCAACAAGGAGGAUGGGGGACGGUCUUUACUUUGGAAUCCGAAGAGGAAGAGUACCCCGGGCUCAUCGCAGAGGACAGUAAUGACAUCUACAUCCUGACCAGUGACAACUCGGGACAGGUGAGCCCCCCGGAGUCCCCCACGGUGACCACGUCGUGGCAGUCGGAGAGCCUGCCCGUCUCCCUGUCAGCGAGUCAGAGCUGGCACACAGAGAGCCUGCCAGUCUCCCUGGGACCCGAGUCCUGGCAGCAAGUGGCCAUGGAUCCUGAAGAAGUCAAAAGCCUGGACAGCAACGGAGGGGGUGAAGAAAGGAGUGAGAACAACUCUUCCAACUCGGAUAUUGUUCACGUGGAGAAGGAAGAGAUACCGGAGGGGAUUGAGGAAGCAGUGGUGUCAGCCGUCGCUGCAGAGACCACGCAGGCAGCAUUUCCAGAAACCCCUGCUUCUCUACAGGAAGUAAAACCUCAAGCUGAAAUUGCUGCUGUUGAAAAAACACACCCCUCCGCACUUCUGCGUACAAAACAGGAGGAAAAGGGAAAAGAGGCUGAAGAGCUUGUUGAACCUGAAAUCCCCGUAUUAAGUAAACCUGUCCCAAAGUUAGUCCCAUCAGAAGAAAAGGCUGCACCAGAACCUGAGAAAAUACUGCUUCCAGGGGAAAAAAAAGUGGGGAAAGAGGGCCGUUUGGAAGAAAUAGAAGAGAAAUCCUCCGCUGCAGAGGAGAAGCCUAUCUUAUUGCCAGAAGGGAAAUCUAUAUUGCUGUACGGUGGGGCUGCUGCAGUAGCUAUAUUAGCUGUAGCAGUCGGAGUAGCACUGGCGCUUAGAAAAAAGUAACGGAGCUCUCUUGAGGAGGAGGAGGAGGAGGAGGGGGGAGAGAGAAGAGAGCACGAUCCAAUUUUUGUAGUUGUGUUACCUAAAGGUUGAGCUGCCUGCUGUUUAAUUGGACACUUGAGUAACUUAAUGGUGAUGGGGUGAGGUAAUUCAAUAAGCCUCCAGCUAUGGACAAUCAUGUUUUUAGUAGAAUUGGGGCGGGGACUGGUUUUUCGUGAUUAAAGUACAGGGGUAUUUUUAAAAAAAAAAUAAAAAAAAAUUCUGCAAAUUUAAGAACUUAAGUGCAGGUGCUGAAGAAGGGGGUGCUCAUACUCUAGGAACUGGAACAGAGAAUCCCCAGGGGAAGGGAAGAGCCAGCUGCUGCCAACCCCUGGAGUUUUUGGCUUCUCAGACUGACCGCUAUUGCAGCUGCGCUGUCUUGUCACUUCCCGUCGCACCCCUGAGCCCUCCCUAACAAACAUUAGCCAACCUGAGUCCUGUAGCGAGAGGCUGGUCUCCCUUUUGUCUCGGCUUCCUCUCAGGUACAGCACUGCUCCUUGUAACCUCGCAGGUUCCUCCUAAGCCCCAGUGGGAGAGUGCUCAUUCUUACCUCUUUGCUCACACCGGUUUUGGCCCCUAACACUUACUGGAGCCCCAUCCUGUAAAGAUGCUGCCUCUCUAUAGCUGUAUUAUCUCUGAGCAUCCUGGUGUUCCUGGGGGAGAGGUGCCCAGGAGGGUGGGAGGGACACUGCUGUGCGCUGGUUUAAGAAUCCAUUUGCUCCACUCCUGCCCAGCCCCCACUUCACUGCCACCCUUGAGUUACCAGAGGUGCAAAAUUCAUGCUGGACACGGUGCCGUUCUGAUCAGUACUCUGAUCCCAGGGUAUAUUCAGCAAAGAUACAGCAAAACUGCGUGCAAGUGAGGCCGAUGCCUCCUGUGCCAUUGAAGGGUUAAACGCUACGUUGUCCUGUAUCACGCUGCAGUCUGUAUCGUCUUUCGCAGGUUAAGCAGAGAGCGUAUUUAGUCCUAACUCGGUCUCGGCUGUGACAGAAUCCCAGAUACAUAAGGCAAUGGAGUCUAGUAACUGAGCAAAACAGCAUUAAACGUCUCCUCUAUCUGCCUGUUCCUGACCUGACCCGGAGUGUUGAUCAGUGCGAUUUCUUUUGUGACUCUGAAUCUGUAAUUAGCUAAACUUACAGGUUCACAAAUGAUGAGAGAGUUACUUUGGCAAAAAGUAAAUCCCUCUUCCUGCAGUCACGCCACUUCAGAUGUGUGUGAAGAGAAACCUUUUUAAGUAUUGCCAUGCGUGUUAGUGUCCUGGUUUCGACUGGGAUAGAGUUAAUUUUCUUCCUAGUAGCUGGUAUAGUCGGAUCCAACCACAAGUGUUCCUCUUCCAGUGCGCGUUUCUGUGUCUGUCCUUGUCCUAUGUCUGUCCUUGUCUGUACGGCAGCUCUGUGGGCAAGACCUUAGGCUUUCCAGGCAAAACUACUGAUGCAUCUCUCAGGGUUCAUGCUGGCACUGUGGCUUAGACCAGAGGGAGGUAGGUGAAAGGGAACUCGGGAUAAUGUAAAAAUCAAAGUACGAGCUUAUGGGAAGCUUACUCUUCAUGAAGCACAAAGACAAGGUACUUUAUUUCUAAAUAACCUUAUCUAGAGUACGUCUCGUAAUGAGCCUGUUCUUAAGUGAUCUGAGAAUGAAGAGAUUUUAGCACAUUCUCUAUUUUACAAUAUUCUUGCUAUAUUUUCCUAUCCCACCCAUAUCCCAGGAUGCUGGGAAGUCAGUAAGAACCUGGCAGAUUCUGAGGAAAUUUUUUUGUUUAAGCUUUUUUGAGAGUGGAUUUUUUAGAAAACUUCUUGGAUUUUUGAACUGCGUGAGUGUGAAGUUGAAUACUGAGAGGAAAGAUUGUCACGUAUGUACUGCUGCUGUGGACUGAACUCGGGAGCUCUGGAGCUCUGGACUUUACUGUUGAUCAUUGAUUGCUCUUUUUCCCUGUACAGAAGGUAGCAGGUUGGCCUUAACACAAAAAGAAACCCUUUACCAUGUUGCAAAAUGGAAUUGACUUUUUUUGCCAUUUCCUGGUGCCCUGCUGGUACCAUCAUUGCUGUGCUGUGUGCCCAGAACUGGUCGCUGGGACCUCCUCACGCCACGGACUCUCCGGUGUCUGCCUUCCCACCACCACGGUUCCUUCUCCUGGCGCCUCAUGGGAGCUUCCCUUGUGUGGAGAGGUGUCUUUAUGCUCCUUUUGUCACUGAUGUGCACGAAUGUUUGCAGUUUCGCUUCAUUUCACGUGUGGCAACAGUGUUUUAUUGACAAGUGACACAGUCUGUGAGGGUACCUGGUUGUUCCUAUGUGGCAAGGGCUGCUUUACUGCCCGGUAAGUGGGGGCAGGUCUGCCCCUCCCUGCUGCUUUGCUGACGGCUUUGGUUUCUUCUCCGGGUAUGUUCUCUGUGGGAGAAGGGCCGUUCUUAACCCAACCUACGUCCUCUCCUUCUGAAAGAUGAUGCACCUACAUUUGGGACAUCCCCCAUCUGCAGCCACGCGGUGGGUUACACAGAAGUACCCACAUGCACUCUGAAGCAGAGAUGGAUUUUUUUUGGACAUUCUGGAUAACUUGUGCGCAAACUGGGGGGCGGGGGGGCAAGGUCAGGUCAGGUGUUCUUUUAGCUCUUCUCUGUACAUGGUUGUUUCAGUAGUCGUGUGGGAGAUGGGUACAGGACAGACAAUAAAUCCACGCCGGCUAGGGAAGAAGUCCCUAGCUGCUUGGCAUAAGGAGCCCAGUGGGGCAUUAAAUAAAAAGUGUCGUCUGCCACACACAGCAGUGAGAAAAAGGUGGCAGCAGUAGUAAGGAAAACAGAUGACUUUGUUUUGUUAAGCAUUUUCAUGGUGGGGCGAAAGCCUCGAGUAUCUGGUGUGUUGCUACAUUUAACGGAGCAUCAGCUGCACCAUGUGUUUUGGUUGCUUGGUCCCUUCUUUAUAUUAUUCUCCUUUCAGGGUCUUAGAGAGUUGACAAGUCAGCAAGAAUUUGUACCAUCUUCUCCCCCACGCCACUGACCGUGCAUCAUUUAGAAAAUUUAUCGUAUGCGUCUCUUUCCUGUGGGAACACUCAUGUGGAGUCCUGUGGUCAGAGCUGGGACAGGCCCUGUGGAAGUCACCAAAGGGCGGGUAAGCUCAGAUGGCAGCGUUCGUACAGACUGGAGUGCCAGGCUGCUUGCUCUGUUACAGGUGUGAAUUAGAAAAUGGAAGGUGGUGGGGUUUUUUUCCCUAUCUUCAAGUACAUAAAAGUAAUCCUAAACCGCAGGGUCUAAUCACCCUGAACCAUGUGAUGUGACCUCUUUUUAGUGGAUCUCUUGCAGCUGGCUGAGGAAAGGCAGUAGCUAUAUACUUACGAAAGGGCAUAUAGAAUUACUCUCACUUGUGUUGCUUAUCCCCUUCCCAAAAGUGCCUCAGUAUCUGUCCUCGAGUGGCCUGUACCUUAAUAAAAUAUCUACCUUAGACCCAAUCUUUCUUCACUUUAUCCUUGUCUGCAGCACACCCUAAAGCUGAGAUGCUAAAACAGCAGAGGACUGGAUCUGCAAAAAAGUGUUAAAGACUUAAGGAACUGCAGUGGGUAGCAUGUUAAAUUAAGGAACUGGCAAGGAAAAGGCUUUCAGGAUAAGGUGCAACUUACAUCUCAGUUGUGCUUAACUCUGGGCUGUGUUCACUUGGGCGUUGCGGCUGGGAGCUGAGCAAGGUCCUUCUUCAGCAAGCGUUCCUGGA